Molecule: messenger RNA, 1515 nt
Organism: Fusarium mangiferae
Lineage: Eukaryota; Fungi; Ascomycota; Sordariomycetes; Hypocreales; Nectriaceae
Exons: 2
Coding region: 1-1515 (504 amino acids)
Molecular function (GO): N-acetyltransferase activity
Source: RefSeq, a predicted model, not a curated record
AUGGCACUACGAGAAGAGCCUAAGGUUAUUCGACCAAUGAGCAACUUAGAGUUGUACCACUCGGCAUUACACACUUUGCGUCAUAGCUGUGGUACUGCAGUAGUCUGCCGUUAUGGCCUCCCCAGUCAUCUCAUUGGCGGCUCAUUUGAGACUAUCCAAAAUGCCUUCCAUCGGGCUAUGGCACUUACAGUGGCUGAACAUCCCAUGCUGCAAGUGGGUAUCUUAAACGAGAACUCAGCUGUGCCUUCAUGGGUUGAGCUGGAAACUGUCGACCUUGGUCUGCAUAUCAGCUGGCAAGAGAUCAAAGCCUCUGAUGAUUAUGAUAGUUCCUUGAAGCAUGAGAUUCGGAACCAACUCGAUACUUGGUUUACAGAUGUCGAAACGAAGCCAGGGUGGAGAGCCUCAAUCCUAUGGUCAGAAGGUAGUAUCCAGUCAUUGGAUGUUAUUUUCUGCUGGAACCAUACCAACUUCGAUGGUGUAGGAGGCAAGAUCCUACACCAGACCUUGUUACGCAAUCUCAAUGAUUCGAAGACUGACCACGAAGUCAAUUUGGAAGGAAACGUUCUUCAUCUUCGCAGUACUGCAGAAAGGUUCCCCCCUCCUCCAGAAGAGCUCAUCAAGAUUCCAAUCUCGUGGGGGUUCGCUUUGGCGACAAUCUGGAAAGAACUGAGGCCUCCAUUCCUUGUGUCAAACGACCCAACCCAGGCCAACUGGGCCCCUAUUCGCCAGGAACCUUACCAAACUGAGUUCAGAACGUUCUCGAUUGAAGAUGCAACGCUGAAGAAGGUACUGAGCAAAUGCCGAGCACAUCGUACCACCAUUACAGGCCUUUUGCAUGCCCUUCCGCUGGUAUCGCUUGCCCUGCAAUUAGAUGAGGGCAGGAAGCAUCACAAACAAGAGGCAAAGUCGAUGUUUGCUAUCAGUGCAUUGGAUACCCGUCGCUUCAUCCCCGCCAAUUCUGAGGCAUACCCUUGGCAUGUUCCUAGUACGACCAUGGAUAACCAGAUGACACUUGUUAACCACAUGUUUGGUGAGGAUCUAGUCACAGAAAUCCGCUCCAAAGCCAAAGGAAUACCAUCACAAUCACAUACCAUGACUCAACUCGAGAACUUUGUCUGGGCAGCUGCUGUGCAAGCUAGAGAGGAUAUCCAAAACAAACUCGACAAGGGCAUGGAAAAUGACCCUUCAGGCUUGAUGAACUUGGUCAAAGACUGGCGAGUUCAAAAGAAGCAGCAGCUCAAGAAGCCCCGAGUAGGUGCCUGGGGUGUAUCCAAUUUAGGGACACUGGAUGGGGCCAUUGAAGGCUCAGGCUGGAGGAUCGAGAGAGCUGUGUUUCAGCUGAGCUGUGAACUCACUUCGCCUGUGUUCCAUAUCAGCUCGAUUAGCGUAAAGGGCAAAGAGAUGUGCGUUGAUGUCAGUUGGCAACAGGGUAUCAUCGAUGCUGAGAUUGGAGACACACUCGCGUCUGAUAUGGAGGCCUGGAUAAGGUUCCUUGGCGCCGGGGGAGAGGAAUGA